Molecule: messenger RNA, 2072 nt
Organism: Pseudoliparis swirei
Lineage: Eukaryota; Metazoa; Chordata; Actinopteri; Perciformes; Liparidae
Product: thiosulfate sulfurtransferase/rhodanese-like domain-containing protein 2
Exons: 9
Coding region: 254-1645 (463 amino acids)
Source: RefSeq, a predicted model, not a curated record
UCUUCUUCGGCUGCAGGUUUAGUGAUCGUUUGAUGUGAACCGCCAAUAAACCUUCAAAGAAGAAAAUGAAGAAUAGUUCGAUGUGUAUAAUGUAAAUAUAGUCAUGUUUAAUGUUUAGUCAAUAUCUGGUCAGCGUUGAAUGUCUUGGUGAUGCGUUGCAACAGUUUCAGACUACAACUUAGCGAAAUACUUGUUUUCUAGCUAACUAAGCUAAUGUAUAGUAUUUUAAAGAGAUUUAAUCAUUUUAAAAAACAUGGCAGCGGAUGGAACACCUUGUUCAGGGUUCAUGGAUUGGGAGCUUGAAACGUCGACAUGUAAUGGACUUAAACAGGAGAAACAACUGUGUGCCUCUCAAAGGAGGUGCUACAGCUUAUGCAGGAGGAAGUCGUUUUCCGCCUUCGUGGCCUCCAAGACGGACGGCGGCGGCGCGGAGGCAGGAAGCCCGUCUUGGCGCUGCUGUAGCCAGACCUUCAGCGAACACUCUGCCGUUCACAAACACGUGGCCAGGACCCACGACGCUGAGAUACGACAGCUCACACAGGCCGCAUACGAGCAUUUGUUAAGCCGGCUGAAAGAAGAAGAAGAAGAGGCUGAAACGCAGCGGCGGACCGAGCGUGAGGCCGAGCCGGUGGACAUUUCCGCCUGGAUUCCUGAAACUGGUCACGUCUCUGAGGAGCAACUUCAGAAGGGUCCAGGCAAGGUGCUCCUCUUCUAUCGUUACUGUCGGGUGGAGGAUCCUCAUCUCCUCCGGGCUUGGCAGGAAGCUUUGUGUGAGAAGCUCCACCUGACGGGCAAGGUGCGGCUGGCGACCGAAGGCAUCAACGGGACGGUGGGUGGCACCAACGCGGCCGCGGACCUUUAUAUCGACGCGAUGCGUUCACACCCGCUCUUCAAGAUGGAGAGGGAGGAUUUUAAGACAAGUGAUGGCGGCCCAGAGUGUUUUAAGGACAUGAAGGUCGGGGUCUAUAAGGAAAUCGUCCCGAUGGGAAUGGAUCCAGAUGUUAUUUCCUACCAGCUGGCAGGGGAACAUCUGGAGCCGGAGGAGUUUCAUAAAGAAGUUCAGGCUCUGCUGGCGGGAGGCGACUCGAGCCGCGGCACCGUCCUGCUGGACUGCCGCAACUUCUACGAGAGUAAGAUUGGGCAGUUCACUCAGUGUCUGGCGCCGAGCAUCCGCAAGUUCAGCUACUUCCCGGACUACGUGGACCAGAACCUGGACCUGUUCCGGGACAAGAAGGUGUUGAUGUACUGCACGGGAGGGAUCCGCUGCGAGCGCGGCUCCGCCUACCUCCGCUCCAAAGAUGUGUGUAAAGAGGUGUACCAGCUGAAAGGUGGAAUCCACAACUACCUGGAGCGAUUCCCGGAGGGUUUCUAUCGAGGGAAGCUCUUUGUGUUCGAUGAGCGCUUCUCCAUCUCCGCCAACGAGGACGUCAUCUCAGACUGCAGGUACUGCGGCGGCCCCUGGGACCGGUACCAGCUCUGCUCCACCGAGUUCUGCCGCCAGCUGGUUCUGUCCUGUCCCGCCUGCAGACGGGACGGCGGACGCACCGCCUGCUGCCCCGCCUGCCAGAGCAAAGGCCGGGCGCCGCACCGCAGGGAGGAGUGCGACUGCACCGACGGACGGCCCAGAAUCCCUCGGGACGCGUAGGACGUCCAACGCGCCUCAGCCACGGGAAACGAAAAGAAUCCCAGGGACGCUGGAAAAUAAUGCUUUUUAAAACAGUCCACCACUUCCCGUGUCCACCGUGUGGCGCUAGAGGACGUGCAAUCUCUAUAUCAACUGGAGACGACCUCAUGUAAAUGUCAUGUAAAUCUUUAAAAGACAGGUGGCCCCCGAUGUCGUCUAGGAUUAGUGGGAGGUGCCCAGUUUAUUUUUUUAAAGUUAUGAAUUUGUAUAUGACUUUUGGGAUUUAAGUCCGUUUUUAUUGUUUCUAAAGAGAUUUUUUAUUUUUACGCUGGUCGUCCGUGAGUCUGAUGUUUGAGGAUAAAACCAUCUUUAAUUGAGAAGAUUUAAGAAUGCAUCUGUUUAAUUAAAGGAUAAAAAAUAAAUAAUGAACUGAUAUGUUAACUUAUAA